AUGAUACAAAAUAACGAGAAAUUGAGUGAAUAUAGUUCUUGCACUACAGUAAAACCUGUAGAAAAACCAGUGUUUAUGAAUAAUCCAAGCCCUCAUAAAAUAGCUACUCAACCGAUUGACAAUUUUAAGUUUGGGUAUAGUGCACAAAAUCUUGAGAAUUCGGAGAAGCUAAAAGCUUUUUCAUCGAUUAUCGUUGAUAAUUCUGAUCACGAUCAGAAAGUUCAUUCCACUAAAGAUAUACAGUUUUCUUUUGAUACAUUCGGUAAAUUACCUAUCCAAGGAAAACAAUCAGAAUCAUCCGUUCGUGGCGAAUCUCUUUUACAAACAAAUCAUGAACCUCAAUUCAAAUUAUCAUCUCAGUCCGAAGUUAUUAACAGUUAUAGUGACUUCAAAGGUUUUAAACCGAGUACAGUAACUAGUGUAGAUUCGUCUUACGAACAGUCCCAGUUACUAGACAGCAUCAAUUUUAAAUUCUCGUGCACCGCUUCAAACACUGCAGUUUCAGAUAAUCCUUUGUUCUCAAAUGUUUUUGAGAGAAAUAAUGCAUUGUUUUCCCCCUCAAAUCCAAGCAAUUCGACGGGUUUAAACACGAUUACGAGUAUUUCUUUGAAUUUUCCCAACCAACAGGAAACUGGUGCGUUUAAUUUCAAUUCAGCUUUUCAAAUGACCAAGGAUGUAAUGCUAUCCACCACUUCACCUCAAUUUUCAAACCAUGACGCUCCUGUAAACAAUGAAAUUCGGAAAAAGGUACAGGCAGUCCGCCGCUUACGUCGAUGA
Messenger RNA from Schistosoma turkestanicum, 777 nucleotides. The record is from the annotation of a GenBank genome assembly. NCBI's taxonomy places the organism in Eukaryota, Metazoa, Platyhelminthes, Trematoda, Strigeidida, Schistosomatidae.